Prunus persica (peach) is the source of this 1768-nucleotide messenger RNA. Its product is annotated as 3-ketoacyl-CoA synthase 19. Gene Ontology annotation, biological process: fatty acid biosynthetic process. The transcript has a single exon. The record is from RefSeq and is a predicted model, not a curated record. Gene Ontology annotation, molecular function: acyltransferase activity, transferring groups other than amino-acyl groups. Bases 45 to 1469 code for a protein of 474 amino acids. Lineage: Eukaryota; Viridiplantae; Streptophyta; Magnoliopsida; Rosales; Rosaceae. Gene Ontology annotation, cellular component: membrane.
AGUAGAACCAAGUAAAAAUCUCUCAGCUUUUUCUUUCCAUUUUCAUGGAGCUUUUCAUGGCAAUGUGUUUAUUGCCUCUGUUCUGUGCUUGUCUCUACCUCUGUAAGUUGGUUCUUCAAUGGAGGAACCAACAAUGCUACUUGCUGGCCUAUGAGUGCUACAAGGCCACCGAUGACAGGAAACUCGACACUGAGUCCUGUGUCAAAAUCAUUCAGCGGAACAAGAACCUUGGCCUAGAAGAAUACAGGUUUCUCCUCAAGACUAUUGUCAAUUCGGGCCUCGGGGAAGAAACUUACGGUCCAAGAAAUGUCAUUGCUGGCCGCGAAGAUUGCCCUAGCUUGGAAGAUGCACUGUGGGAGAUGGAUGAUAUAUUCUCUGUCACACUUGACAAGCUGUUUGACAGAACAGGAAUUUCACCUUCGAAAAUCGACAUACUUGUUGUCAAUGUGUCACUCUUCUCCCCUGCGCCUUCUCUAACGUCUAGGAUUAUAAACCAUUACAAGAUGAAGAAGGAUAUCAAGGCCUUCAACCUCUCUGGCAUGGGCUGCAGUGGGAGCCUUGUGGCCAUUGAUCUUGUGCAGAACUUGUUCAAGACAUAUAAGAAUGUACAUGCUGUUGUUGUGAGCACAGAGUCCCUUGGUCCAAAUUGGUACCGCGGCAAAGUGAAGCCUAUGAUUCUUGCUAACUGUCUUUACCGGUCAGGAGGGUGUUCUAUGCUUUUCACAAACAACAAGGCUCUCAAGCACAGAGCCCUCUUGAAAUUGGAAUGCAUUGUAAGAACCCAUCAUGGUUCGAGUGAUGAAGGCUAUGGCUGCUCCAUACAAGUAGAAGAUAAACAUGGGUUCAGGGGUUUUAAUCUCAGCAAAAGCAUAGCCAAAGUUGCUGCCAAAGCUCUUACUAUGAACCUGCGUGUGCUGGUGCGCAAAGUGCUGCCGCUGACUGAAUUGCUGCGCUAUGUGAUCAUGUCUCGCCGCCAAAACAAAGUUGCUGAGCAUCGCCGCGGUGUUGGAGCAGACGGGACAGGUUUGAAUCUCAAGGCUGGACUUGAGCACUUCUGCAUACCGCCUACAGAAGGUGCAGUUGUUAAUGGGGUUGGCAAUAGUUUAGGCCUCAAUGACUAUGAUCUAGAGCCUGCUCGAAUGGCACUUCACCGAUUUGGCAACACAUCCUCCGGUGGCCUUUGGUAUGUUUUGGGAUACAUGGAGGCCAAGAAGCGGCUUAAGAAGCGAGACAAGAUUCUGAUGGUGAGCUUUGGUGCAGGUUAUGAGUGCAAUAAUUGUGUGUGGGUGGUGUUGAGGGAUUUGCAUGAUGCCAAUGUGUGGAAAGACUGCAUAGAAAGGUACCCUCCAACAACUUUGGUCAACCCUUUCAUGGAUAGGCUUAGUUGGAUCAAUGAUGAACGCCUAAGCUUUGUCACAUUUGAGGAGGUUAUGAAUGCAGUGCGUGUAGGUGGCGUUGGACCUGGAUGAUGCCAAUGUCUGAACUGAAAAGACUGCAAAUAACAUUGGUCAAUCCUUUCAAGAGAGGUACAGAUAUUGGUUAGAUCAAAAUGAAGAAUAUUUUUCUAAGCUUUAUCUGUUCACUCAUUUUGCAUAGAAAGGCUUAGUUCUAUUCUUUCUAUGCAGCACCAUUACUUUGCAAAUUGCAUUAUGUGAGGAACUAUUCUUGUGAGCAACUAGUUUAUUUUGUAACAUAUUGCAUUUGUAAUUAUUGCCACAGAGAUUGAUGUAUUUCUCAACACAAUUUGAUGUCAGAAGCAGAACUAUCA